Messenger RNA from Parnassius mnemosyne (clouded apollo), 807 nucleotides. The record is from the annotation of a GenBank genome assembly. NCBI's taxonomy places the organism in Eukaryota, Metazoa, Arthropoda, Insecta, Lepidoptera, Papilionidae.
AUGGAUGGGCCCAUGGCACAACAGACAGUGUCCCGUUGUUUACAAGAGGUAACAACUGCACUUAAUGCACCCCACAUACUAAGGAAGCACAUAAGAUUCCCACAAAAUAGGAAUGAAAGGAAUCUUAUUAAGCAGAAAUUUUAUGAUAAAUAUGGGCUACCCGCUGUGGUGGGGUGCAUCGAUUGUUCACAUGUAGCCAUAGUGAGGCCUUCGGAGCACGAGGAACGAUAUUUUAAUCGAAAACAUUUUCAUUCGAUUAAUACUCAAGUUAUAUGUGACAGUGAUUUAUUAAUUACAAAUGUUGAUGCUUCAUAUGGUGGAGCAACUCACGACGCUUAUAUUUGGAGGGAAUGUGAGAUAAGAAACCACUUGGAGGGUCUCCAGGAUGAAACAGUUUAUCUAUUAGGUGAUUCUGGUUAUGCUCUAAGGGAGCAUAUGAUGACACCUGUAGAUAAUGCUGUUGAGAACUCUCCAGAGGGAAGGUACAAUUACCUCCAAAAACGUGUACGCUGCACCAUAGAACGCACAUUUGGUGUAUUGAAGGGUCGAUGGAGAUGUCUUUUGGCAGCUAGGGAACUCCAUUACUGCCCAGAAACAGCAGGUAAAAUUAUAUUAGCCUGCUGUGUUUUACACAACAUGUGUAUAAGGGCUGGUAUUGAAGGUCCCGAGUUGACUGAAGAGGAACACCAAUCGGAGAGAACCCGGCAGGUUCCCUUUGAAACAGCCGCAUCUUCUACUCAAGCUCUACAGGCAGGUCGAAGGGCAAGGAAUUCAUUAAUACAAAUGUUAGAAAGGAACCGGAGAUAA